GCUUGACCUGUUACUGAAAAUAUACCUAGCACAAUAAAGGUUAUACGAUUGUACCAGUGCCAGUGAAACUGUGAAACAUUCAAUUCUGAUCUUGAUUUCGAGCGCAGUGCACGACCACCGACCAUGCAUUCUAAAACUAUUUUACCUUUAAUGUUAAUUAGUUUAUUUAAAUUGUAUUAUUGUGUAGAAGACGUGAUCCCUCCUCCAGGGUCAACGUUUUAUUUCGCUUACGGCAGUAAUUUGUUAACCAAACGGUUGCAUCUCAACAACCCAUCGGCGGUUUUCUACAGCAUCGCCAAACUUGCGGAUUACAGAUUAGAUUUUAAUUAUCAAAUGGAAGCCUGGCAAGGCGCCGUAGCUACUAUUGUAGAGGACAAGGAUGCCCACGUUUGGGGCACCGUUUGGACCAUGGAUACUGACCAACUGCAUUAUCUAGACGAUCAAGAAGGUGUAGCGAUCGGUUUGUACUAUGCCAAGAACGUGACUGUGACGACACCUAGCGGCCAGCAGUUAGUAGCCCGCACUUAUAUAGAAACCAAAAACCCUGAGAAAGCUGCAAACGGCACGGACAUCCCAAUGGAAAGACGCCCUUCUAAUACCUACCUCGAGGUCAUCGCACUUGGUGCAAUCGAAUCCCACCUUCCAGCUGAUUACAUAGGUUAUAUUUUCUCUUUUCCAACAAAUGGAAAAAUGGCUAGCAAGACUAGAAGAGAAGAGUUAGGAUAUCCUUUUUAAUAUAUCUCCAAAAACAUUGCCUAAUACCUAGGUAACUCCUGUGAUAUGCACCUAAUAAGUACUAUAAAUAUGUGUAGGUAGGUACAGACUAUACCUAACACAUCAGGCUACCAACUGAUAAAACUUAUAAUAAUAAGUAUAUAAUACUUUAGUAAUAAGUACUCGAAACGGCGCAUCGUAAGGCUUCUGUCUCUGGAGCCCUAACCACCGGUAGCUUGGGCCAAGCUCCCGUUACUGGUCGGCUCCUAUUUUUAUAUUUUAAUAUAUUGUGUUUCUGAUUUUUUAAGUAGUAUUUACUUAACUGACUAAAAUGUAACAUCAGAGAAUUAUAAAUAUUUCCAUUUCAAUAAUUGACUAAAAGCGAUGAAAAGUUUUGUAUAAGCAUGUUGGUAUAAGCACGUUUCGUUGAAAAGAGUAACUUGGUGUGCUAGUGACUGUACAUUACCUACUUUAUUAAAUAAAUAAAAUUAGAUACUUAAU
Molecule: messenger RNA, 1215 nt
Organism: Spodoptera litura
Lineage: Eukaryota; Metazoa; Arthropoda; Insecta; Lepidoptera; Noctuidae
Product: gamma-glutamylcyclotransferase-like
Molecular function (GO): gamma-glutamylcyclotransferase activity
Source: RefSeq, a predicted model, not a curated record